Phytophthora nicotianae INRA-310 is the source of this 2789-nucleotide messenger RNA. RefSeq lists its product as hypothetical. Gene Ontology annotation, cellular component: elongator holoenzyme complex. The transcript has a single exon. The record is from RefSeq and is a predicted model, not a curated record. Lineage: Eukaryota; Oomycota; Peronosporomycetes; Peronosporales; Peronosporaceae. Gene Ontology annotation, molecular function: protein binding. Bases 28 to 2433 code for a protein of 801 amino acids. Gene Ontology annotation, biological process: tRNA wobble uridine modification.
UACACCUUAUUUACUAUUAUUGUACCGAUGGUGCAGGCAACGUUGGCGCAUGUGGCGGCGGGUUGCAACGCCGCUACGAAUUCGCUGUCGGUGGCAGUGAGCAGUGCACCUUCACCACCUGCAUGCGGAAGUUGCUGCGCUGCAUUUGCCGCCAGGAACGUGGUGUGUCUGCUGAAAAGCAGUGUCGAGAGUGACAAUCAUUCGGAUCCACUAAAGGUCGUGGAGACUUUGAAGCACCGAGAAGCGACAACCGACGCCACGAGGCUCACUAGUAUCCGACUGCAGUAUAGCCAUCAAUCUGGCCAUGUCCAGGUAAUUGCGGGUGACUCAGAAGGCCGCGUAUUUGUGUGGACAAAGGGAUCCGAAGGACAUUGGAAACUCCAGAAGCUGCAGGGUGCAGAACAAACGCUCCCGGUGGCUGCGGUGGCCAUUGCAGAGACCAAAGAACGAAGAAUGCAUGUCGCUGCGUUUUCAGAUGGAACAUUGGCGGUGUUUGAAGAGAGAAGCGAAGGAAAUGUGACGCUUUUGAGUCGACUGGAGCUUGGACGGAAGUGUAUCAUGGAAACGGUGGAUAUGACGGUAGUAGGAGACCAGGUGCUCUUAGCAGCAGGCGGAGUGGACGGGAAGGUGCAUCUGUUCGAAGUGACGGAUACUGUGACUAAGUUGUUGGAGUUAGAGGGACAUAAGGGCUGGAUCCGCAGUCUCGCUUUUGAUCAUCAAAAGACUGACACUGGAGAUGUUGUGACUCUAGCAUCUGCGUCACAGGAUCAACGGAUUCGACUGUGGAGAAUCACUACAAGCCCUAGAGAUGCUGGUGCAACGUCUGGAGAGGUGAAGGAUGGGUUUUUAGCACAUGGAUGCCACUUGACGUAUACUGUGAGUUUUGACGCUUUGCUACUUGGUCAUGAAGAUUGGGUCACAUCUGUACACUGGAUGGAGAAUGGAUCCUCAUUACUUUCUUCCUCUAUGGAUAACACGCUCAUUGUGUGGACCAAACCUGCUGAUACCAGUGGGUCAUGGUCACCAUCGCUUCGGGUCGGCGAAUUAGGAGGGAACGGUCUAUUGUCUGCAGGUGUGUUACCAGCACGCGAUGGACGUUUGAACUUGAUUUCGCUCGGCUUUGGUGGACAACUGGAGCGGUGGGAGCAGCAACCAGCGCCGUCGAAAUUAUUCUUACCUGCGAUCUCUGUUAAUGGCCAUUGUGCCGAGGUCACGGAUCUUUCAUGGUCACCAAGUGGAAAUUGCUUGGCGUCUGUGUCGCUGGACCAGACCACACGUGUUCUGGCACCAGUGGAAAGCGAGUCUAAAGGUAUACAAGAAUGGUACGAGAUCUCGAGAGCUCAAGUGCACGGAUACGACAUCAACUGCGCGUGUUUCGUGCAAGGAGAACGUCCAACAAACGAUUUAUUCGUCAGCGGUGCCGACGAAAAGAUUCUGCGCGUAUUCGAGGCUCCCGAUGAGGUGAAGGAGCUGGCUCGACGACUGCAGAAGGCCAACAACGACAGCGUGGCAACACAAGACAGUGCUGGGCAAGACCGGGCAGUGCAGCAUGCAUACCUUCCAGAACUGAGUCUGACGAAUAAGUCCGCACAAACGGAAGCAUCAGAAACGUCCGCUGUUGGUCUAGAAAGUGGCGACGGCUACGCUAAACUAAGUGAUAGGGUCUCGUUACCAGUGGGUGACAGACUAGCGCGUAAGACGCUGUGGCCUGAGCAACGCAAGCUUUAUGGUCACGGCAAUGAGCUGCUUAGUGUGGCGUCGUCUCAUGCUGGUGACUUGAUAGCAUCUGCGUGUAAGUCACGGGAAGAGAAGUUCGCUGCAGUCCGCCUUUGGAAUACAACGGAUUGGAGCGAAGCACAGCCUCCACUUGAGGGGCACAAGAGCUCUGUCGUGCAGUUGGCGUUCUCUCCGAAUGACCAGUUCUUGCUGUCGGUAUCUAGGGACAGGCAGUUUUGUCUGUACGAGCGACAAAGUCCCGGACAGAAGUUUACGCUUGUAGAGCGCGUGAAAGCGCACAAACGGAUUAUUUGGAGCUGCUCGUGGUCUCUGGACUCAAGAAUGUUUGCUCUCGGGUCUCGAGACCAGUCCAUAUCGAUCUGGCAUCAAGUUGGAGGGAAGUGGGCUCAUGCGUGUGAGCCCGUCACUUUUGACGCUGCUGUCACAGCUGUAACGUUUGCUCCGUGCAGCAUGACAGAGACUGCAGAUCUACUUGCUGUUGGACUGGAGACUGGAGCGAUCCGAUUCCUUUCUGUCUCGAAAAGUAGAGAGGAAAAUGCUGCAAUUUGCACUCCAGUGGGCGAAGUUCCGAGGGAGUUAUCGCCGUCCGCUGCAGUCUUGCGUUUGGCUUGGCGUCCUACCACAAACGAGAGAGAACACGUGCUUGCAGCAGCAAGCGCUGACAGCUCAGUGCGUGUCUACAACCUCGAACUUUAAACGGAGAGAGGUCACAUUUGAUUCCUAAGAGCAGUUAAAUUGCCUACUUGGAGUUUUGAGCACUCCAUUGCUUGUACUUGGCUAUCUCGCUUUGGAGAAUCUCACCCUGGGUCGGGUACAGUUCCUUGACAUAGUCAAGAUCUUGUCGACACAAUACGUGAAUCUGGACCCACGUCAGUGCUAUCGCCGUUGCUGCCCGCCUCGUGUUUUGUAACAAUGCCAUCUCUCCAAAGUAAUCCCCCUUGUGAAGGAUGUGAAUAAUCUUGAUAAUCGCCGAGUUGGGAUCUAGUACCCCAACUGAUCCCUUAGACCCAAUAAACCCCAUCCAGUCCCCGAACUCGUCUUUCCUAAUCAAU